AUGACAACAAUGUGGACAAAAAUAUUUCUGAGUCCCUCAGCUAAAGCUCCUACCGACGAGCAAUGGAAUAGCAAUUCUGAAAAGUAUUUUGGUCUGGAAAAUAUACUUUAUUUCUGUAAACCAUUUCGAGAAUGUGUAAUAAACUAUCCAACAAGUCCACAACCAUCGCCAACUUUAUUAACAAUGGCAAACGGAGCUUCUGUCGCGACAAAUGGGACUGAAGUCAAAGUGAACGGGGAAGCAUCUUCGAGUGCCAGCGCGGGAAUGGAAGACUCACUGUUUGGCGCUUUAAAAGAUUUAUUUAUCAAAAUAAACGGGCAGAAAAAACGAAGCGGUGUGGUUGCACCUCACCAAUUUGUCGCAAAACUGAAAAGUUCGCAUGUUCAAUUUCAGUCGACAAUGCAUCAAGAUGCACAUGAAUUUUUUAAUUGGAUUCUGAAUGCUAUAAUAGAGCAACAGAAAAAGAUGGAAGCAAUGGAACAAGCAGAUACAACUGACGGCUCAUCAACGGGUGGAAGUUCGACAGGUGGAACGAAUACAUGGGUGCAUAAGAUAUUUGAAGGUGUAUUGACAAACGAGAUAAAAUGUCUAACAUGUGAGACGGUUACAAGUAAAGACGAAACAUUUUUCGAACUACCGCUUAACAUAGAACAGAACUCGUCAGUGACAUCGUGUUUACGUAAAUUCUCUGCAAGUGAGAUGCUUCGCCACAGAGAUAAAUUCUUUUGUGAUGCAUGUUGUGGCUUACAGGAAGCAGAGAAAAGAAUGAAAAUUAAGAAGCUGCCCAAUGUUUUGGCUCUCCAUCUUAAGCGUUUCAAGGUUCAAGAAUUUCAAGAUAAACUAAAGAAAGUUAUAAAAUUGUCAUACAGAGUUGUAUUCCCGUUUGAACUCCGCUUGUUUAAUACGUGCGACGAUACAGAAAACCCUGAUCGACUAUAUGAAUUAUAUGCCGUUUGUGUGCAUAUCGGAAGUGGCCUACAGCAUGGACAUUAUGUAGCAUUAAUAAAGAACAUGGGGCAAUGGCGACUAUUCGAUGAUGACGCAGUAGAGAUUAUAGAUGAAGAAGAAAUACAAAAAUACUCGACAGUCAAGGGAUCAGGUUACAUGCUCUUUUAUCAAGCCGUAGAUUUGGAUUAUGCAUCUCUUGGCUUACAGACACCUGAUGCACAAGCUCUAUCUUCCGAAUUUGAACUGUCAGAGCAAUCAAAUGCUCGAGAGCCGCCCCCGUCACCAGCAAUGACGAACGGCACUGUGGAAACUAUUAGUACGAAUGGCACAACCCUCGUUUCAUCUGCAUCGUCAGUAAUAUCCACAUCUACGGUAACGUUCGCUUCUACGAAUGAACCAUCUACCCCAGCACAAUCUCAUGAAGAAAGACAUCAGCCGCCUGUUAGAGAGAAUUCAUCGACAUUUGCAGAGUGGAGUAAUGCAUUACUGUCUACUCGUCGACGGAAAGAUCACAACACGCCUGAUCGUCGUAAAUCACAUGAUAAAAAGGAAGACGAUGAUAAAAAAAGGUCGUCGCAGUUAGAUCCUGUACCUGAGGUAAAAGGAGGGAAAGAGGGCGGGCCAAGUAAGAAAGAUAAAAAGAUCGAGAAAGAAGAGAAGAAAAAGGAGAAGAAACAAAGACUUUCAGAGAAGUAUAAGUUUAGUACCAAUAUUAUCAAUGGUAAUGCCUAUCAGGCCAAGCCUGCAUCGACAUGA
Molecule: messenger RNA, 1704 nt
Organism: Paraglomus brasilianum
Lineage: Eukaryota; Fungi; Glomeromycota; Glomeromycetes; Paraglomerales; Paraglomeraceae
Source: the annotation of a GenBank genome assembly